Messenger RNA from Rubroshorea leprosula, 476 nucleotides. The record is from the annotation of a GenBank genome assembly. Lineage: Eukaryota; Viridiplantae; Streptophyta; Magnoliopsida; Malvales; Dipterocarpaceae.
GAAUACAGCAUGAGCCUUGAUCAGCUGGAUUUUUAAAAUAAUUCAAAUUACCAUUAGUAGCCACUGUAAUUGACAUAAGAAAUGGCACGAAAGAUGAACAAUGGAACUCUUAGAUGCCAAGCUCCAAGUUUCUUUGAAGGAGAUGAUGACAGGGUACCUCUGAAAAUGAAGGAAACUGUUGAGCUUGGAAGGUUGAUGUUGUCUGAAGAUUUUUCCAGUGCUGCUAAUUUCUUUGGGCUUGGAUGUUAUCAAAAAAAGUCUGAUGCAAGGAUGUGAUUCUUGUCUUGAAAGAAGUUUGUCUACCAGCCAUGUGCUGCAAGUUAGAAUGUUGUACCAGUACUCUUCACUAUCUUCGGUUCAAGUUUAUGUUCUCCAGAAUUUUGAAGCACUCUAGUUUCUUGGCUUUUUUUGUAUGAGUUAUCUUCCUCUAUCUUUGUGUUGCUUUAACAAGAAACGAACAAAAAAUGUCUUGGUAU